This is a messenger RNA of Schizophyllum commune H4-8, 675 nucleotides long. RefSeq lists its product as uncharacterized. The coding region runs from base 231 to 530 and encodes 99 amino acids. The record is from RefSeq and is a predicted model, not a curated record. The transcript has 3 exons. Lineage: Eukaryota; Fungi; Basidiomycota; Agaricomycetes; Agaricales; Schizophyllaceae.
CCGGCGACCACCAUGAAGGGACGCAUGCCAAGGGCGAUGAUGCAGGGGAACGUCACCACCCCACCCGCGCUCUUAUAGCUCGCAUCUGCACUGAACUACGACCACCUGAACGAACGCACUACCAUCCAUUCUCACAACCACCUGAACGAACACAAACCCACCCACCACCACUCUAACGAACACAAACCCACCCACCACCCAAGCCACACCCACCACCCAAACCGCCGACCAUGGAUUUCCUGAACAGCCUCAACAAGAACAAGUCCUCCGAGCAGUCGCAGCACUCGAGCGGCGGCGGCGGCUUCAUGGACAAGAUCAACAACGGGCUCGGCGGCGGGCAGUCGGGGGAGAAGAAGGAGGACGCGCUUGAUAAGGGCGUCGACUGGGUGCAGGAGCACGUCCUGGGCCAGGGCCCGCAGACGAACGAAUCCGCGCUUGAGCAGGCGAAGGACGAGCAGAUCUCGGACGCGAUCCGCCGCGGGUACAAGAGCACGACAGGGCGCGACUUCCCGGUCGAGGAUAAGUCGUAAGGGGGAAGAGUACGAUCGAUGGGUCGUAGAUGGAGGGGGGAGGGGGCGGACGAUGGAGGGGGAGGAGGAAGGAUUACGAUGAGGGAAGAACAUGACGCGAGCGAGGAAGAGGGGGUUUGACGACGAGAGGAAGAAUGAAUGACGG